Molecule: messenger RNA, 1734 nt
Organism: Colletotrichum godetiae
Lineage: Eukaryota; Fungi; Ascomycota; Sordariomycetes; Glomerellales; Glomerellaceae
Product: tetratricopeptide
Exons: 4
Coding region: 1-1734 (577 amino acids)
Molecular function (GO): Hsp90 protein binding
Source: RefSeq, a predicted model, not a curated record
AUGGCUUCCGCAGACGAGCUCAAGGCUCUCGGCAACAAGGCCAUUGCCGAGAAGAACUUCGACGAGGCUGUCGCCAAGUUCACCGAGGCCAUUGAGAUCCAGCCCGAAAACCACAUCCUCUACAGCAACCGCUCCGCAGCCUAUGCCUCCAAGAAGGACUGGCAAAACGCCCUGAACGAUGCCAAGAAGACCACCGAGAUCAAGCCUGACUGGCCCAAGGGCUGGGGACGUCUGGGAACAGCGCAGUACGGUCUGGGCGACCUCCUCGCCGCCAACGACGCGUACGAGGAGGGUCUCAAGGUCGACCCUAACAAUGCCGGUCUGAAGAAGGAUCUCGCUGCCGUCCAAAAGGCGAUGAAGUCGGAGGCUGGUGGUGACGCUGGUGACCCGAUGGGAGGCCUCGGCAACAUGUUCAACGACCCCCAACUUGUCCAAAAGCUCGCCGCAAACCCCAAGACGGCCGGAUUCCUCGCUGACCCCGCCUUCAUGGCCAAGCUCCAGCAGAUGAAGGCGAACCCCUCGGCCUCACCGGAUCUGUUCAGCGACCCUCGUAUGCUGCAGGUCCUUGGUGUCCUGAUGGGCGUCGACAUGCAGAUGGGCAUGCCCGACAACAUGCCAGAGGACGCCGAGAUGCGCGAUGCUCCUCCCCCUCCUCAGUCGAAGCCUGCUGCGCCCAAGAAGGCCCCCACCCCGGAGCCCGUGCCCGAGCCCGAAGAAGAGGCCGUUGAGAAGAAGAAGGCCAAGGAGGCCGCUGACAAGGAGAAGGCCCUUGGUACCGAGAACUACAAGAAGCGCAACUUUGACGAGGCUAUCGCACACUACUCCAAGGCGUGGGAGCUGCACAAGGACAUUACAUACCUCAACAACCUGGGUGCCGCGUACUUUGAGAAGGGCGACUAUGAUAAGGCCAUCGAGACUUGCUCAAAGGCCAUCGAGGAGGGCCGCGAGAUCUAUGCCGACUUUAAGCUGAUCGCCAAGAGCUACGCCCGUAUCGGUACCGCCUACGAGAAGCAGGGCAACCUUGAACUUGCCAUCGAGAACUAUAAGAGAUCGCUGACUGAGCACCGCACCCCCGACGUGAACGCGAAGCUCCGCGCCGCAGAGCGCAACAAGAUCGACUCUGCCCGCGCUGCCUACAUCGACCCCGCCAAGGCGGAGGAGGCGCGCGAGGAGGGUAACAAGAAGUUCAAGGAGAGCGACUGGCCUGGUGCUGUUGCUUCGUACACGGAGAUGACCAAGCGCGCACCCGAGGACCCCAGAGGAUACAGCAACCGCGCGGCGGCCUUCAUCAAGCUGCUCGAGUUCCCCAGUGCUGUCGAGGACUGCAACACUGCCAUCAAGAAGGACCCGACUUUCAUCCGCGGCUACAUCCGCAAGGCGCAGGCUUUCCACGGCAUGCGCGAGUACUCCAAGGCGGUGGAUGCCUGCAGCGAGGCGUCCAAGGUCGACCUGGAGAGCCACAAGGGCGCCAACGCGCGCGAGAUUGAGCAGACGCAGCAAAAGGCCCUCAACGCCAUGUACUCUGCACGGGAGAACGAGACGGAAGACCAGACUAGGGAACGGUUGGCCAAGGAUCCCGAGAUCAUGAGCAUCAUGAACGACCCCAUUAUGCAGUCAAUCCUUCAGCAGGCGCAGUCGGACCCCGCUGCUUUGAACGAGCACAUGAAGAACCCCGAUAUCAGAUCCAAGGUGCAGAAGCUCGUAGCGGCGGGAGUUAUCCGCGUCGGCCGGUGA